UUAGCUUAACGUGAAGAGAGAGAGAGAGAGAGAGAGAGAGUCUUGAUGAAAACAAAAAAAAUAGGAGGAGAGGAGGUGAUGAGUCUGUCGGAUGACGGUUGAAGUUGGAAAUGCAGAAAGCCAGAGAGAGAGAGAGAGAGAGAGAGAGAGAGAGAGAGAGAGGGAAGUGGAAAGCAACGCAACUUAAUAUUUUCUUCAGUUGAAAGCUUUCCUCCCGAGUCUUCAUCCUCGUUGUCAAUGCAAAUUGCAAAUCACCAGUCACUUUCACCAUAAAAUCUCUCACAUCCUUUGCUUUUAUUUUUCAUCUCUAUUUCCAUAUUUUUUACAUUAAUUUUCCAUUAUUCUUCUUAUUCUUCAAGGUUUUCCACCUCCCAUUUGAGAUUUUUCUUUCUGGGCUUCUUGCCAUUAAUUCAGUUUCAUGUUAAAGAUUUGAAAUUUAUAUAUAGUUGCUCUCUGCUCAGCCCAAAAGCAUAAAGCUUCCAUUUUUUUUUUCUCAAGUUUUUUCAGCCAAGCUCUCCCAAUUUCACUCAUCAUGGCAAGGAUGGCAUCGCCAAGAAGCCCUAUGCCGAGAAGUCCUAUGCCGAAGAGCCCUAUGCCAAAGAGCCCUAUGGUUUGCGAAAAGUACGAGACAGGAUGCAUGUGGCAUUUAUAUGGCCUUUUUAACUUUCGUCAAGGUCAUUCGAAUAAGAAGCUGCUUUCACACAGGAGGCAUUUAAAGAGAAUUGAUGAUGGAAAUUUAAGGACCAAGCUUGAUUUGCCUAACAAAAUACAUGAGAAGUGCGAAAACAUGGAUGACGGAAUGAAGAACAAAACUCAAACAGUUGAUUCUGAUAUGGCAAGUAAAAGAAAGCUUAAGGGGGAAGAGUUGUCCACUGAGCUGCGGUUGAAUAAGAACAUUGCCGCUGAUGAAGUGAAACAUCUGCAAUCUGAUUCUAAAUUUGUUGGUCCAUUACCAAAGAAUAAUGGAAAGACCAGCAAUAAUCGUCAGAGAUCUCAUGAUAUACCUCUUCAUGGUCUGAAGAAUGACACUAAGCAUCGAAAACCUUCUAAUUCAACUUCAGCGGAAAAACCUUUAAAUAAGCUCAGCUCAGCAGCAUUGCCGGAAGUAUUAAGCAAGGAGGAGCAUAGAAAAAAGCGACGAGGAUGUGGCUGUAAAAGUAUUGAUUACGUUAAGUAUGGCCAGAUUAAUGAAAAUAAUCAUCUGCCGGUACAGAUGAAUGCAGCGGAUGCCAUCAUAAGUCAGAAAUUCAUUGAUGGGGUGAACCACCAGUCUAAACAAUUAUCAGAUGCGUUGCAGAUUUUGAAUUCGAAUAAAGAAUUGUUUGUAGAACUCCUACAAGACCCGAAUUCUCUGAUAGUUAAACACAUCGAGGACCCCCGAGAAUCUCAGACAAGAAAACAUCAGAGUAAAUCUGUCUGUGAAGAGAACAUUUCUGAAUGUAGGACAAGUAAAGCAAGGCAAUCUAAAGGUCCUCCCGGCAUUCACAAUUUAAAUUCCUCUGAUUUUUACCUAUCUCAGGAAAGUAGUGAUUCUGAAUUUGCAGAGAGAAUAGUAGUUUUAACAGCUGGCCCACCAAGAUUUCAAAAUUCUUCCGACGGUAUCUAUUCUUGCUCCUCUAUGCAAUCUUAUUAUAGCUUUAACAAAGAUGGGGAAAGUCAGAGGCCUGCAAUUUUUUCCCUCAGCCGUAUGAAGAGGAAACUGAGACGUGCUAUAGGGGUAAGCAGCAAAGAGCAGGACUCGAAAACAAUCAAUGGUACACUUCAAAUAUCUCCUUGCCAAGGCUCAGAAGACUCUAAAGGAAAAGGUGUCAAAAUCAUGAGAAGAAAUUCGCCUAGCACCAAUAAUUCUGCUGACAGUGGAGUAGUUAGCAAGUCUUCUUUUGAUACUGAGAACAGAAACAACACAGGCAAGGUGAAUGAAUGUGAAUCAAGCAUUGGAUGUGCAACUGCAUCAACCAGUGGAACUGGCCUUCAAAACCCAAACAUUUCACUUGUUAGCCAACCAAAGAAAAAGACUUUUGCGCAGUCUUUGGAACAUCUGUCAGAAUUGUUACUGAAGGGAAACAAGGAUAAGAACAACUUUGUAAGACGGACACCAAAAACCUGCGAAGGGGUGGCAUCAUUUCCUGAGGAUGACUUUUUGCCUACACGCAGUCCGGAGAGGGACUGGGAAAAUACAUUUGUUGAUGAACCAAUGCGAUUUUCACCCUACAGCAAUUACCAACUGGUAUAUGAGAACAAGUCUAGGCUUCAGAAAGAAAAGAAAACCUGCUACUUGACUCCACUGAGGCAGGACGUAGAGGCCAUGCCUGAGAAUAAGAAACUUGAUGAUCAAUUGCAAGUUCUUGAUAUACUGCAAAAUAUUGACAUCAAAGGGCUGGGAGAUAAUUCAAGGCCUAAAGGCUGUGUCCAAAUUUUAGAGAAUAAUUCCACCAUGCACCGAGGAGAAGCAAAUUCCUUAGAAUUUCCCUCUGAAUCGGACAGCACAGACAAAUUAACUACCAUAGAAGUCAAGGAUACUAUCCAAUCAGGGGAAACUAGUUCUUUGGAAGUUCUAUCCAAACCAGAGAACACGGAGAAGACCAAUACCAUAGAGACUACUGAUGCUACAUACCAAGGAGAAACUAAUCAUUUUGAGGAUCAGCCAUUAACAUCUUCACCAGAUGUUUUCUCAUCAACUCCAAGUAUUCAGAGGGUGGAAGAUUCUGAUAACAUCAAAGGUAAACGAGAGCAGCCAAGUCCAGUUUCUGUACUUGAGCAGUAUUUUGUAGACGCCACCAGUCCCGCAAGCACCAUAUUUGAACCUGCUGAAGAGCACCAUUCUCAUUCUCUUACGAGGUCCCAUUUGGACCCUGAAACUUCUUCUUUGAGGGAACACCAAGUUAUCUCUGAGUACAUUAAGGCAGUGUUGCAAGCUUCCACCCCAAAUUGGAAUGAGCUCUCACUGAUGCCCCAUUCAUCAGAUCAACUGCUUGAUCCAUUCUUGUUUGAUGCAGUAAAGUUACAGGCUAACCAAUUCAAUAGUGAUUGGAUGCUGUUCUUUGACUGUAUAAAUGAAGUCCUUGACGGGGUAUAUCAUACUCAUCUUCCAUGCUCCCCUUGGGUGUCAUUUAUCAAGCCAAUUGCCUCAAGACAAUUUUCCGAGAAUGCUGUGAUUCAUGAGGUGAUGAAGUCUGUUGAUUGGUACCUCUUACCGCAUUCAUUGCCACAGACAUUGCAACAAAUUGUUGAAAAGGACAUAGCAUGCUCUGGGGCAUGGCUAGAUCUCCGGAAUGAUUCUGAGGAGGUCAUUUUUAAGAUGGUAGAAGGCGUUUUAGAAGAAUUGAUCAUGGAAACCAUAUUUUAACAACCCUUCAGAAAAUUUAUAUUGCCACUAUAUAUUAGCUUUGGUCUGAGUUGGACCAAGGUAAUUUGGCAAGCUCAGGCAGGUUAGAAGAACUGGUUUCAAGCCACUUGAGUAAUGUCUUAUGACUCCUUGAACAAACAUGCAAAAACAAGGUUACUACGUGUGGAGCUGGAUCAAGGAACUUCUUUUCUAACGUGCAUAAGAUCGGUAUGAAGUACCCUUGGAUCAAAUUUUGAGUAUACUCUGUAUAGUUUAUAUCAAACCUCUUGUAGCUACUAGCUAUUUGUGUCAUUUUAUUCUGUAAGGGGACGUCAAUGUAUAUAUCAAGCAAGAUAACAAGCCUUAUGCUU
Messenger RNA from Pyrus x bretschneideri (Chinese white pear), 3696 nucleotides. RefSeq lists its product as uncharacterized. The record is from RefSeq and is a predicted model, not a curated record. Lineage: Eukaryota; Viridiplantae; Streptophyta; Magnoliopsida; Rosales; Rosaceae. The coding region runs from base 533 to 3346 and encodes 937 amino acids. The transcript has 6 exons.